Molecule: messenger RNA, 2112 nt
Organism: Oryzias latipes (Japanese medaka)
Lineage: Eukaryota; Metazoa; Chordata; Actinopteri; Beloniformes; Adrianichthyidae
Gene: fsd2
Product: fibronectin type III and SPRY domain containing 2
Molecular function (GO): protein binding
Source: RefSeq, a predicted model, not a curated record
GUGCUUGUGACAUCUGAGCAACAUGAGUCCAUUCUAUUUUUGUCCCAGCUUCUGGUUGAGACUUUUGGAGACUUUGCUUGUCAGACACUCGGCUGCCUAUUUAAAAAGAGACUGAAUCAGUCAGUUAUUCUGAUGUAUAAAUUGUGGAUCUGUGCACUGGUGCAGAUUUAAAUCGAAUGGACCCGAGUGAAGUCUGAAGAUGGAGGCUGGAUGGGAUUGAAGCCAGGCACAAGGACAUUUAGCUGAAACUCUACAAAAAUGGAGACACAUAAAGGAGUUUCAGAUCGAGGAGGAAGGACCUUCCAGAGAUUUUCUGUCGACACCAAUGAGUCCCUUCAUUUUGAACCCUGUGAGGACAGCUCUCCGUCUCCCACCGGAAUAGAGCAUGAUGAAGAUAAUGUGUUCAUUAAAGACGAAAAUGAGAGUGAAAUGACCUCAAUCAGGAACCGAUUGCAAGGCAAGGUUGCUGAGAUGGAGAACUUUGCUGGACACCUGGAGGAGAUCUUUCUUACUGUUGAGGAGAACUUUGGCCGUCAAGAGCAGCACUUGGAGCAGCACCACAAUGACGUGCUGCAGACGCUGUCCCAGCGCCACAAUGAGAGGGCUGCAGGCCUGGUGGAGGAGAAGAAGAGUAAGAUGGAGGCUCUGUACAGUCAGCUGCUCUCCUGCGGUCAAGCACUGGAUGCCUCCAAGGAGCUCAUUGAGACAGCCCAGGAGAUCUACCGCACGCCAGACAAGAGGGUGUUCCUGAAGACAGUUAUGCCCAUCAUUAAAAGAAUUGAGAUGUUUGCUAAGGAGAAGGUUGAUCUCACAUUGUCCACAAAGCUUGACUUUGAAACACCCCAAGCUGAUCUGUCUGAUGUGAAAACCAUGAUGGACUCCGUCAAUGCCGUCCCAGCUCCAUCUGCUCCGGUAAUCAACCCCCAGAUGUCCAACUCAGCCACGCAGACGUCUUUGCGUGUUUGCUGGAGUUUAUUCUCUGACGACACGGUGGAGUACUAUGACCUUUACUACAGACCCGUGCUGGAGGACACGCUAGCAGACGGCUUCUGCCAACCACAUGUAAGCACAGUAAAAGUGAAGGAGACUCACUGCACGGUGACAGAUCUGCUCCCUAACGCUCAGUAUGAGCUCUGGGUAACAGCGACCAACACCACAGGCAUCAGCCCAGCCAGUGAGAAGGCUUUAUACAUGACAGUGCCUUCGCCUCCAGUGAUCAAACAGAGGGAGUGCACGAGCUGUCCGGACGCCGCCCUGAUCCGAUGGGAGUCAGGGAACACCAAUCCUGUAGACUCCUAUACCGUGGAGCUCAGUGAGAUGGAUACAGACGGCACACAAAGUAGCAUCACUGAAUCCAUUGUUGCAGUGCCGACCUGUCAGUGUCUGAUCCAGUUGCUGUCAGGACGGCGCUACCUGAUCUCUGUAAGAGCGGUCAACAUCGGAGGGCCCAGUGACAAGAGUGACGCAGUUUACAUCUCCACAUCAGGUACGUUCUUUUACUUUCUGGAGGAAACCGCCCAUCCUUGCUUGUCCAUCUCUGAAGAUGGCUUCACUAUAUUUUAUGGAGAUGAAGAGCUGCCAAUAAGUGCCAUGGCCUUGGAUGACAGCGCAUUUACCAGGUGCGUAGCCAUCCUGGGAGAUCUGAUUCCGGUGCGAGCGAGGCAUUAUUGGGAAGUUGAAGUGGAUGAGGGGACAGAGUUUCGCAUCGGAGUUGCAUACGAGGACACGGAGAGAAACUCCUACCUCGGGGUGAACGGGUCCUCCUGGUGUAUGAGACACAUUCUGAGCUCAUCCAGGCACAAAUAUGAGUUUCUGCACAACGGCUGGAGUCCAGAUUUGAGGAUCACGGUGCAUCCGGUCCGAAUCGGAGUGGCACUGGACUACGACAGAGGAACUCUGUCCUUCUUCAAUGUGAAUCUGGAGCAGCACCUGCACACCUUCCAGUGUCACUUCAGGAAUUUGGUACAGCCCUGUUUCAGCCUCGACAACCCAGGAUCUCUCACCGUCCACAACGGCAUUGAGGCUCCCGAGUACACAUUUAUUUAAUGCAUCAAUUCCAAUGACAGUUGAUGUUUGGGACUCAGCUAAAUAAAUAUCAAUUUUAACGCCUCC